AUGAGCACUGAUAAAGUUUAUUCUGCUGAUUCUAUUGCCUCUCGCGACUCAGUUGAGGGCCAAUGCUACAAAACUUCUGAAUAUUUUCCUUGUCCACACAUUAAAACUAUUAAGCAUAAGACAAGACUUAAUUGCUUCAAAUGUGGUCUAUGUCUUCACGAUGGAGCAAAAGCUUACAAGACAUAAAAUAUGAAAUAUGGCACAUACUUUGAUCCUAGCAAAUUCUUUUCAUCAUGCUUGAAGCAAAAGCUACCUUAAAUAGUUAUUGACAAGGAAUCUGAAUAUUACAAGAAUAGAAAUUAGUUGCUUGAUUUGCUUUACGAUACCAGUCAUAGCUUAAAACUCACAGUCAAUACAACUCAUUUAGCAGUUAUGUUUAUGGAUUUCGCCUUAAGCAGAAUCCAUUCUGUUUCUUACAAGACUAUGCAAAUUUAUGCAGCUACCUGUGUUAUGCUUGCUGCUAAAACUAUUGAGUUAGAUGAAAGAAUCCCUUUUAUUUCAAAAUUGAAAAGAUACUCUAAUUUGGUUUCAUAUGAUUCUAAAGAGUUCUACUAAGUUGAAUAAUCAAUUCUAAAAGAACUUAAUUGGAACUUAUAAUGCGUUACCCCUAUUGAUGUCAUCGAGUACUAUCUCAGUCAAGGAAUUGUUUUUUCAACUGAUUAAUUUACUGAAGAGAGUUCAAGUAAUUCAAGUUUCAAUGAAGAAAAUGCUCUUAAAGAGAAGCAUAAUUAGAACGAUACUACUCCUAGCGCUUUAUCAAAUAAAAACUCUAAUUCUGUUACAAAUAAGGCAUAAGGAUUAAAGAAUGACGAAAACAAAGACUUCACUUCAGCAUUAAAUAAUCUUUCUAUCGGAGAAAAGGAGAAUAGCGGUACUACUUAUGUAGGUUCUUGCAGCUCAACUAAUAACUUGAAGAAGAAAGUUUAAAUUAGCGACUUAAAUGACUCUCGUAUCUUCCAAAUAGUCUAAAAAAUAGAAAAAGACUAUUCUCGCCUCGCUAAUCUCAUAAUUAGAGAUCAUAGAUUUAACGAUUUCCACAUUAAGGUUAUUUCUGCAGCCAGUGUUUGCUUCUUAAGAAAGAUUAAUGGUAUUACUCCUGCUUGGAAUAAACAAUUAACUUCUUUAAGUAAUAACUUAAUCAAUGAGUCUAUGUUUUAAGAUUGUUUGAAUAUCUUAGAAAGCAAAUUCUCUUCAUAAUUUUAACCUGUAUAAACAAAUACUAUUGCUAAACGUCCUGCAGUAUUAAGCAUUAACAAUUCAAAUAUGCUUCUUCGUGAUUCUGAAAGUUAGAACAAAGCUCCUACUAGCUCUUCUAUUCCCACAAAAUUCAAUUACAGAAACAAUCUUUCCACCCAUACAAGCAAUCAUAAGGUACCCACUGGAGAGAAUACUUAUAAAGUGAUAACCAAGCCUUUGCAAUUCAGUCACACAAAUAAUAACAAUAUUUAUUGUGACAAUGACUUACCUACUCAAUAUAGCGUUCUUAGUAAUGCAAGUACAAAUACUGUAUUGACUAAUAAAAGUAACUACACAAACUAUCAAUACAAUAAUAGCUAUUUAAGUAGUUAGAAUGUGCACCAUCACCAAAUAGGGUAUGGAGGAAACUCAGCUAAUAACCAAAACAUCUAUCCUUCUUCAAGUUUAUUAUCUACAAACAAUACAUAUUUAAAGCAUGGAAAUGCUUAGCAAUAACACAAAAGCUAUAUAUUAUAAACUAGAAGUGAUUCUAACUUUCUUUGA
Messenger RNA from Tetrahymena thermophila SB210, 1740 nucleotides. Its product is annotated as amine-terminal domain cyclin. The record is from RefSeq and is a predicted model, not a curated record. Lineage: Eukaryota; Ciliophora; Oligohymenophorea; Hymenostomatida; Tetrahymenidae. The transcript has 5 exons. Gene Ontology annotation, cellular component: cyclin-dependent protein kinase holoenzyme complex; nucleus; cytoplasm. Gene Ontology annotation, biological process: mitotic cell cycle phase transition; regulation of cyclin-dependent protein serine/threonine kinase activity. Gene Ontology annotation, molecular function: cyclin-dependent protein serine/threonine kinase regulator activity.